This is a messenger RNA of Kwoniella mangroviensis CBS 8507, 366 nucleotides long. RefSeq lists its product as uncharacterized. The transcript has 2 exons. The record is from RefSeq and is a predicted model, not a curated record. NCBI's taxonomy places the organism in Eukaryota, Fungi, Basidiomycota, Tremellomycetes, Tremellales, Cryptococcaceae. Bases 1 to 366 code for a protein of 121 amino acids.
AUGAGAACCAACUUAGAAGUACCUUUAACAUCAUCUAUGAGUGAUGGUAAUCCGACUCCGGGUCAAGAUCACAACCACGAGGGAUCGGUCCCUUCUACAUGCUCUACAUCAUCGUCCACUGCUACCAUCAUGAAAAAGGACGGAAGAACAAAGACGGUAACGGCUCCUUCUCCUACUUUCUCUGUCAAAAGUACCAGUACGAAGCCCGGUGAGAAAGACAAGGGGUCCACGGUCAUCAAGGAGGUGAUGGCGCUUCAGCCUAUUGAAGUCCAGGCAUUACAAGAGGAAAUUGAAGUAAGAUUGAGAGAAGGGGAGAAGAUCAUGCUCAAGGAAGGUACGUCUGAAAGGAACUCGGAGAGGAAUUAG